Molecule: messenger RNA, 1458 nt
Organism: Carlito syrichta (Philippine tarsier)
Lineage: Eukaryota; Metazoa; Chordata; Mammalia; Primates; Tarsiidae
Gene: GXYLT2
Product: glucoside xylosyltransferase 2
Exons: 6
Coding region: 447-1400 (317 amino acids)
Biological process (GO): protein O-linked glycosylation via N-acetylgalactosamine
Molecular function (GO): UDP-xylosyltransferase activity
Source: RefSeq, a predicted model, not a curated record
UCCACAGCCCUAGUGUCAGCUGUCAAAGUUUAGCAAUGCUAUUUCCAAACACGGGCCAGUAGGCAGCCAGCAGGCACCAGACAGCUGAGAGCUGGCAGAAAAAGCCCCAGACACCUAUAGCCGUCCAAACAGUGACUCAUCCUCCAAUUGCCAGGAUAAAUAUGGGAAGAAAUGGUAUUUUUCUCUAAGCAGGAAGAAUUGUCAAACUACUUAUCACUUUAUAAAAUAUAACAGAUUGUGCCUGUUCAUGUUUUGAAAUGUUCUAACCCUUUGCUCACUGCGUUUUGCUGUCUUUGCUUCUUUGAGUUUAGGAGUGGCUUUGACUUGGUUUUCUUCACUCUAGGAGGCCCGGAGAAGCCAGGAGUUUCCAAGCUGUGCCACCGCCAGAGCUCUGGAUUCACCUGGCCGUGGUAGCCUGUGGCAAUCGGCUGGAAGAGACGCUGGUGAUGCUCAAGUCAGCUGUGCUCUUCAGCCACAGAAAGAUCCAGUUUCACAUCUUCACUGAAGACUCUCUGAAGCCCGAGUUUGAUAAGCAGUUGCGACAGUGGCCUGACUCAUAUUCAAAGAAGUUUGAACACAGAAUCUACCCCAUCACAUUUUCUGUUGGAAACCCUCAGGAAUGGAAGAAAUUGUUCAAACCCUGUGCUGCCCAGAGACUCUUUCUUCCGGUGAUUUUAAAGGAUGUGGACUCACUUCUCUACGUGGACACUGAUGUUCUCUUUCUGAGGCCUGUCGAUGACAUCUGGAAGCUUCUAAGGCAGUUUAAUUCUACCCAGCUUGCAGCCAUGGCCCCAGAGCAUGAAAUACCCAAGAUUGGCUGGUACAGCCGCUUUGCUAGGCACCCUUUCUAUGGUUCUGCGGGAGUGAAUUCAGGAGUCAUGUUAAUGAACUUGACUCGUAUAAGAAGUGCCCAGUUCAAGAACAGCAUGAUUCCAACAGGCUUGGCUUGGGAGGACAUGUUGUACCCUCUGUUCCAGAAGUACAAGAACGCCAUCACGUGGGGAGACCAGGACUUAUUAAAUAUUAUUUUUUAUUUCAAUCCAGAGUGUCUCUAUGUGUUCCCCUGCCAGUGGAACUACCGUCCUGAUCACUGUAUGUAUGGGAGCAACUGCAAAGAUGCUGAGCGAGAAGGGGUGUCAGUUCUACACGGGAACCGAGGUGUCUACCAUGAUGACAAGCAGCCGACUUUCAGAGCACUCUAUGAAGCAAUACGGGAUUUUCCCUUUCAAGACAAUCUCUUUCAAUCCAUGUACUACCCCCUUCAGCUGAAGUUUUUGGAGACUGUGCACACGUUAUGUGGACGAAUCCCGCAAGUUUUUCUGAAGCAAAUUGAGAAAACAAUGAGAAGGGCCUACGAGAAACACGUCAUCAUCCAUGUCGGCCCCAACCAGAUGCAUUGAGUGUUUUUGUCUUGUUGCAAGUAAAUUCCAUGUCUUGUGACCAAGGAAAUAUUCAUCU